CUACCCACGUGCGUUGAAGUAUGGCAAAGUCCGUUUUCGGUAGAAAAGCUGGGGCUCUGCGUCAAAAGCCGUCAGUCACAGUUAAAACGAUGCUGGAAUCUCCUUUCCAACCUACCUGGCCGCACAUUUCUUCGGAUGUUGAAGAAGAGAUACUUGGAAGGCUAGUCAGUUGUUUUCAAUCACUGCCCCCUUAUCCUUCUAACAAGAAAAAUUCAAAGAAAGUUGAGCAAGAUGUCUCGAUUGUUGUGCCCACAUGGCGACGUGAUAUUGUUGUUGGAAUCAAUGAGGUGACUCGAUCAUUGGAGAGAGAUGAGCUGAUGCUGGUUAUUGUGGAUAAGAGUGUGAGGCCGGUGCUUCUGCUGGAGCAUCUUGUACCUCUGGCUUCUCACCGACGUUGUUAUGCGGUCGCCUUGAACAGACUUGGUGAGAUGAUUGGUCGUCUUCUUGCAGUGAAGAGAGUGUCGGCUCUUGGGUUUAAGAAAUCAGACAAAGUAAAGGGAGAAUUUGAUGACGUCAUGGCAUACAUCAAGUCAACGACCACCCCCGACCUUCCACAAACACCAAAUUCUGAUACACAAACUGCAUUGUCGUUACCACACAAAGACACUACAGAACCUUCGAAUACAAAGCAAACAUCGACUACGACACCACAAGAGCAAUCCUCGUCACAGGAAGAAAUGGAGACUUUAACACACGAUACGCAUGCGCAAUCAGUGCCAUCUCUGCCACAAACGAUUACCUCCGAGUCACGGAAAAGACACUUGGAACAAGGUGUGUCAUCACGUGUAGACAUCCCGUAUGUUAAGGCAAAGAUCAAGCGAGUCGAAUCGGCGAGUGACACAAAACCAAGUAGUUCCCGGAUACUUUCUUUGAACAAAUUGUAGUUUGAUAAAGCACGCUAAAUGGAGUGAGUUCGAACCACAAAAUAUUAAGGACACAAUUCAAGUCGACGUUUGUUAUCAUAGACGGUCCAGAUUCCAAACCAUUGGACUGCUGAACUGGUUGGGUGUGUGACAAGCGAAGAACAGAAACUGGGUGUAGUAGGAAAUUGGGUACGCGGGUAUUAGGUACGACGGAAGAGACCAAUGAAAGGCACAUUGUGCAAUUCGAUGCGGCAGUUUCUGAAACCAGAAUCAUACGUUUGCCUAUGUAUAUGCCUCGUUGAUCUGUCAGUCUAUGUAUCUGUCUGUGUGUUUGUCUGUCUAUGUAUCUGUAUCUGUAUAUGUGUCUGUCUGUCUGUCUAUGUAUCUGUCUGUCUGUCUAUGUAUA
Messenger RNA from Corticium candelabrum, 1269 nucleotides. RefSeq names its product ribonuclease P protein subunit p38-like. Lineage: Eukaryota; Metazoa; Porifera; Homoscleromorpha; Homosclerophorida; Plakinidae. Gene Ontology annotation, cellular component: fibrillar center; ribonuclease MRP complex; nucleolar ribonuclease P complex. Gene Ontology annotation, biological process: tRNA 5'-leader removal. The record is from RefSeq and is a predicted model, not a curated record. Bases 21 to 884 code for a protein of 287 amino acids. Gene Ontology annotation, molecular function: ribonuclease P RNA binding; ribonuclease P activity. The transcript has 4 exons.